Messenger RNA from Nezara viridula (southern green stink bug), 1482 nucleotides. The record is from the annotation of a GenBank genome assembly. Lineage: Eukaryota; Metazoa; Arthropoda; Insecta; Hemiptera; Pentatomidae.
AUGGCAACUGUUCAUCCAACAUACAUUAUAAAAAAUAGCAGUGAAAAUAAAUUAGGAAGGUAUGUUGUAGCUGGGCGUGACCUUAGGGCAGGUGAAGAAAUAUUUCAAGAGGAAAUUUUCUCAAUUGGACCAAAAUCUGGUAGCCCUUUAAUUUGUUUAGGUUGUUAUUUGCCUCUCGAAGAAUUAAAAUUGUGUAACACAUGCAAAUGGCCAAUUUGUUCUCCUGAAUGUAGUCAAGAACCAUGGCAUAAAAAUUAUGAAUGUGAAGUAUUCUCACAGAAAGGAGUUAAAUUAAAUGAAGAAGCUGACAUAAGUGCUCAGUUAGAAUGCAUAACACCACUUAGAACACUUAUUGUAUCUGAAAAACAAAAUGAGCAAUGGGAAAAAGAAGUCAGCAAUAUGGAGGCUCAUACUGAGGAAAGAAGGAAAAAGAUAGAAUGGGCAGCUGAACAAGUGAAUGUUGUUAACUUUCUUGUUGAGGCUUGCAAGUUAAAAGAUCGAUUUAAUGAAGAUAAAAUACAAAAGAUAUGUGGAAUUUUGGAAGUAAACUGUUUUGAAGUGAUUACAAAACUCGGAAUCUCUAUUAGAGGUUUAUAUCCACGAAUGGCUCUUCUCAACCAUAACUGCAUUGCUAAUACAACCCAUUCUGUUUUUCUAGACAAAAAUUAUAGAUUACAGUUACGAACAACUGUCGACACAAAAAGUGGUUGUGAAUUGUUUUCGUCAUAUACAAGCAGCCUCCAGCCAACAAUUGUUAGAAGAGCAAGACUGAGGGAAUGCAAAUACUUUGACUGUACCUGUGCUCGCUGUUCUGAUCCUACUGAAAUGGGGACACAUAUUGGAACAUUUAAAUGCACAAAAUGUGACAAUGGCUUUAUCACAUCUACACAGCCUUUAGAUGACAAUGCACCUUGGAAAUGCAGUCACUGUGAUAAUGGAAUAACAGGAAAUGGUGUCCAGAGAAUUUAUCUUGCAAUUCAAGAGGACAUGGCAGAACUUGAACAAAUGGAAAUGGAUGGAGAAAAACUUGAGGCUACCGAAAAAUUAUUGAGAAAAUACAAAAGUGUUCUGCAUCCGAGAAAUGGUUCAAAUGUUCUUUUAUGGCACAGCCUAAGCCAAAUGUAUGGCCACACAGAAGGAUAUUCUUUAGAUAUGUUGCCAGAUUUACUUCUUGAACGAAAGUCAAAAUUCUGUAAGGACCUUCUUGAUAUUUUAAAUAUAGUUGAGCCAGGACUUACAAGGAUAAGAGGUUUAACACUAUUUGAAUACCACAUUGGAUGCUUACUGUACACCAAAAGUCGUUAUCAACAUGGAGAAUUCAAUAAGGAUGCCUUAAAAGAGAGGAUCCAUUCAGUAGUUGAUAUCUUAAAGGAAUGCCACCAAAUUUUAAGUCUUGAACCUGAAGGAACACCUGAAGCAAUGCUUGCUGCUUCUGCUUUGCAAUCUAUCAACCAACUGAUUGAAUCUGUAGAGCAGUUAUAA